Molecule: messenger RNA, 1307 nt
Organism: Bombyx mori (domestic silkworm)
Lineage: Eukaryota; Metazoa; Arthropoda; Insecta; Lepidoptera; Bombycidae
Product: phospholipase A1
Exons: 8
Coding region: 216-1202 (328 amino acids)
Biological process (GO): lipid catabolic process
Molecular function (GO): lipase activity
Source: RefSeq, a predicted model, not a curated record
ACGAUUCUCAAGACCAGCAUUUCUUUCUCCGUCAGUUGUGCUGGUUGUGUCGCACGAACUCCUGCGAAUGACGCGCACGUUUCCCGCGUCUUUUAAAAUGUAUAAAAUUUUAUAAUUGAAAUAAUGUAGCGUAAAAAUAUGGAAUAUGAUUUGAAUUUUUUUAUCGUGUGUGUGUAUGUGUUUGUGUUGUAAAAAUUAUAUACUAUUCGAGUAAAAUGAGCGUAGGAAAGUGUGGGAUUUUGUUAACCUUUUUAAUCGUAUUCGAAGUUGCUUCUCAAGCCGAUGGCGAUCUCAUGUCUAUGAUGGAUUUUCGAUAUUGGCGAUGCGUCAUGAAAAGAGAAUGGAAAUGUCCUGAUAGCGAAAUUAACUUUUUUUUAUAUACACCAGAGCAUCCAUUCAAGCAGUGGGUCGACGUUCGACAUGGCGUAGAUCACCUGUACGCGUACGGCUGGAAGCCUGACCGAAAAAAUGUAAUGAUCAUUCACGGCUUCAACGGAACGUACUCGAAGAGUCCAAUGACAUUCAUACGUGACGCUUACUUGUCUCGCAAGGACUACAACGUGUUCAUGGUGGACUGGGCUCCGUUAACGAGGUUUCCGUGUUACCUCUCAUCGCUUUCGAACUUGAAAUUGGCUGCUCAAUGUACUGCUCAGCUUUACUCGUACUUGACGCAAGGGGGCGCUUUGGCAAAGAUGAUAACUUGCGUGGGGCAUUCGUUGGGGGCUCACGUCUGCGGGAUGAUGUCUAACCACCUAACCGAGAAGCAGUACAAAAUUGUAGGUUUAGAUCCAGCCCGUCCAUUGGUGUCUGCGUAUGGCUCCCGGCAGUUCCGUCUUAGCAGAGAUGACGCUUAUGUCGUUCAAGUCUUGCAUACCAACGCUGGUUUCCUAGGAGAAUCCGGCUUGGUGGGGCACGUGGACUUCUGCAUCAACGGUGGACGACUACAGCCGGGCUGCAAAGGACAUUUCAUGCGUAUCGCUCGAUGUAGUCAUUUCAAGAGCUCGUGUUACUUCGCCGCGAGUGUUCGCAAAAGUCUACGCCUUGUAGGCGUUCCUUGCGACACCUCGUGUCCUAAAGAGCGAGGUCCUUGGGGUAUACGGUACGACGGGAAGGCUAUCCGGCUUGGGGAUGAUGUUCCUGAUUCGUCUAGAGGAAUGUAUUGUGUCAAAAUAGAUCACGAAGAAGAUUGUCCUUUCGAUUAAUUCAUCUAACGUAGCAUAAUUUAUUUAAAUGUUAAGUAAUUUAUUUUAAAUUAAUUGUAAUAGUAAAUCAAUAAAUCAAUUCAUGAAAUGAAUGAUGAUAUAAAA